AUGGCUACAGACGAGUCUCACGCAGCAACAGCAACAGCAACUGCAACUGCAACAGCAGCCAAGAGCCCAUUCUACCUGAAGAACGCCCUAUUGUCGAUGCUGUCGCUCUACGUCGCCCACCAAAUCGGCGGCUACCUCUUGAGCCGAGAAGAUCCGAUUGUCUGCUCUGUGCACGUGAACGACCACUCGUGGGUGGGCGAGAGGCGCUACGAGUCGCUGCGGUUCUUCGACCCGAAGAAGACGCACCACGAGACCCAAUACGUUGCCAUGCGGGACGGCACGGACUUGGCGGUCGACACGUACUUAGCAGAGUACCUCCACGCGACUCAGCAGCAAGUGCCGACAGUGCUCUUCUUUACCCGUCACGGUCGGGGCUACACGCUCGACUUGCCCUUUGCUCUCUUUGCACAGUAUGAACGCAAGUUCACGAACCCCCGCGUGAAUGCCUAUAUCCAGCGCCUGGUCACCAAUGGGUACGCGUGGGUGGCUGUCGACGUCCGGGGUACAGGGGCUUCAGCAGGCACGAAGGCGUAUGACUUUGCCGACAGUGAGGUUCGAGAUGCUUACGAUGUGAUUGAGUGGGUCACGCAGCAAGUUUGGAGCAAUGGAGACGUUGCAGUCUUCGGACAGGGACUGGAUGGAGUUGGCGCUCUGUUGGCGGCAGCGAGUGGUCAUAAGGCACUGAAAGCUGUGUCGGUGAAUAGUGCACCGAUUGACGUGUUUCAGGACGUGUUGUUCCCGGGAGGUGUGAAGAACGUCAAGGCAUUGCGUGACUGGGCGUCGUUCACGAGCGCAACCGAUCGGCAGGUCCGGUGGGACGCGAUCCCGACGCUCAAACCGAGACUGAUGCUCAAACACUUUGGAGGGAACGUCUACCGCGUGGAUGACGACGAAGCGAAGUUUGACACGUACAUUGAUCAGCACAUGGCAAAUUUGAAUCUAGAUGCGGAGCUCAUGGACGUGCAGUUUCGAGACGAUAAGUUUGCGUCGAGCAAUGUCACGACGGAGCAGUUGGACGCGAUUCGUCAUCUUGGCGCCAUUGCAGCUUCAGGCGUCGCGCUACAGAUGUCGGCUGGGUUCUUUGAGAUGGGCGUGGCACGCUCUAGUAUCUUGCUGUUCAAGUACUUGACGAAUACACUGGACGAGGACACAUCGUCGCUGCUGCCCGUGCUGCCGAACGAAGCGGUACAGGCCGUGGAAAAGGACGCUACGCACUAUCGGCUGACGUUGGGACCGUGGAGUCACGGCGGUGUUGACAACGCAGACCCGUUUGCGUUGUCGAAACAAAAGUGCUUUUACCACCUGGACGAAGUGAGUCGCUUCUUCGAUCACCACAUGUACGCUAACCGCCGCACGAUCACGAAACUUGACACAGAGCUACCUGUGCACUACUUUACCAUGGCGCACAACCGCUGGAAAGAGUCGAGCACGUGGCCACCGACUCAUGUAGUGGACAUGACGUUCUACCUUGGUGCUAGCCGGGAGUUUCAGUCCGAGCCUGAGACCGAGACGAGCCAUGUGACUCGCAACGUGUCGACGAAGCCAAUGCUGGAAGACGUGUCGCGCUGGAGCAUGCUCGAUCAUUUGUUCGGCCUGCGCCCCAUGUACUACACUGAUCGCACGUCACUGGCUGACCAGUACGUGACGUUCCUGACCCCAGAGCUACCGCUGACCGAAGUCACGGGCGAAGCAGAGCUGCGUCUUUUUUUCUCGGUCAACCAGUCUGCUGUCAACCUCGUGGCUUACCUUGAAGACGUCGAUCUCACCGCUCCGUUUCCGAACGAGAACAAACGCUCUGGUGUCACGUACAUCACAGAGGCGCUGUUGAAUCCGAUGCACAACACGAUCCGUCCGGAUGCAAAUGUGCACUCGUUCAAGCGUGCCGACUCGCGUGAAAUCGUGCCUGGACAAGUGUACGAAGCCUGUUUUCGCUUUCAGCCGACGUCGUACGUCGUCAAGCGGAACCACCAGAUCCGUGUUGCUGUGGGCGUUGCCAGCCCACCAGACUUUGACUCGAUCAACGGGCAGGAAGCCACAACGCUCACGAUCCACUUUGGAGGUGCCUAUCCGACGAAGCUCACGUUGCCGUCUUACGCAGGUGUGUACGAAGCGAACAUUGUGCCGCGUGUGGAGAUUGAGGAAGAAGAGCUGGAAUCGGCUUCGACUGAGGAAUCCGAAAAGCUCUCAAAAGAAGAGGUUGUGGACAAUCUGUCUGAUGGGUCCGAUGCGAGGGAUGAGCUGUAG
Messenger RNA from Hyaloperonospora brassicae, 2244 nucleotides. The record is from the annotation of a GenBank genome assembly. Lineage: Eukaryota; Oomycota; Peronosporomycetes; Peronosporales; Peronosporaceae.